This is a messenger RNA of Jatropha curcas, 2281 nucleotides long. Its product is annotated as Ubiquitin-like superfamily protein. Gene Ontology annotation, molecular function: polyubiquitin modification-dependent protein binding; misfolded protein binding. Gene Ontology annotation, cellular component: BAT3 complex. NCBI's taxonomy places the organism in Eukaryota, Viridiplantae, Streptophyta, Magnoliopsida, Malpighiales, Euphorbiaceae. The record is from RefSeq and is a predicted model, not a curated record. Gene Ontology annotation, biological process: ERAD pathway.
GACAUACCGGCAGGUAACAAUUUUCUAUAAGAAAAUUUUCCUAAUUUCAAGCUAGCAUUAAACCCCUCGCUCUCAAAAUCUCAAUCACCGCAAGUCAUUCCCUUCUUGAAGCUUUUUCAGCCAAUAAAACAUCUCAAUGAUGUGCUUGACUUUCCGAAUGAAUGGAUGACUCAUGAUUAGUAAAGGACUGGUUCAUCAGAGGGAGACAUGGAUAUUGUUCCUCUCGCCAUUAUCUAUUUCUGGUUUUGAAGAAAAAGGGAGACUGGUGGUGAUCAAGCUAUGGCUUCUGGGAAUCACGGGUCUAACUGUUCUGAGGCAACAGUUGAGAUAAAGAUAAAAACUUUAGAUUCACAAACAUAUACCUUGCGUGUGGAUAAAUGUGUCCCCGUACCUGAGCUGAAGGAACAAAUUGCUACUGUUACUGGUGUGCUAUCUGAACAACAGCGCCUUAUUUGUCGUGGAAGAGUUUUAAAGGAUGAUCAGCUGCUCUCGGCAUAUCAUGUGGAAGAUGGUCACACUUUGCAUUUGGUUGUUAGACAACCAUUUCUGCCAUCAUCAGAUAGCUUGCCUAAUAAUGAUCCAGGUCCCAGUGUAUUAGUUGGAGCCUUUUCUGAAGAAGGUGAUGGAGUCUUUUCCUCAUUUAAUCAGAUUUUCUCAGCUAUUCUCAGUUCCAUUGUUGUUGGAAGUGGCAGCGAAGGGUUUAAUCUCAGGGAACCUUCUAAUAAUGGCUUGGUAGGUUCUAGUGGACAACACCACCAAGCAACUUUGCAGCCACCUGUGAUUCUUGAGUCGUUGACAACUUUGUCCCAAUAUCUCAAUCAUUUGAGACAUGAAUUUGGGCCGAAUGUGGAUGAUGAAAACAAUUCAAACUUUGCUGCAACUCAUGGGAGAAAUGUACAGAACUCUGAAACCGUCCUCCCUUCAACUGCUGGGCAAGAAGCGCUUGCAAGGCCAGCUUCCUUGGCAGAAGUGUUGUUGUCAACCAGGCAAUUGUUGAUUGAACAAGUUGCUGAUUGCCUAUCUCAACUUGCACAACUACUAGAGGAUCAAGAAAAUGUUAUGGAUUUAUUAGCCUGGGCUAGUGUUCAGACAAACAGUCUUAGAUCAGGAGUGCUUCUGCAGAAUUUGGGUGCUUUGCUGCUUGAACUUGGUCGUAUAACUAUGACACUGAGACUGGGCGAAACACCGGCUGAUGCUGUGGUAAAUGCUGGACCUCCUGUAUUUAUAUCCGCUUUUGGUCCAAAUCCGAUGAUGGUUCAGGCACCACUUUCCUUCCAACCUGGAGCAAGUUAUGGGACAACUCCCAUUGGAACUGCUGAGGUCCUGCGGAAUCGCAACGUAAGAAUACAAGCAGGUUCAUUGAUGCCAUCAGUUAAUGCAAAUGAAAGGGAGCCAUCUACUGGAGAAACCAACCCACCACUUUCUGGUGGUUCAAACUCUCUUCAUCAAGCUACUGCUGUACCCUCAGGGAAUCCGCCCUCCAUUAGGGUUUCUGACGUGCAGGUAGUGCCAAUUAGGGCUGUGAUCACUGCAGUUACUGCUCCAGUUAGGCAAAAUCCUGAUUUAUCACAUAGUUCAAUGGGAUUAUCCUAUCCAGUCUUAGCUCCAGUUCAACAAUUGAAUUCUGAAGCUACGGAUACCACUAGUAACUCUCAUCCAUCUAGUGACCAUAACCAUAAUGUACCUAUCCAUGUUGGCGGUGGUAUUAACUUUCAGGGUACAGCUUCAAAUUCCCAGCCACCUGAGGCUGCUGCUAACACACAAGAGGCAACAGUAGAUAAUGAAGGAGCAUUCUUGUCUAAUGUGCUUCAACAAAUUAUGCCCUUUAUAGAUCAAGAUGCAGCCUUGGGUUCUUCCAGGAUUGAUUCUGGUAAUAUGGAAGCUUUGACACAGGCUUCAGAAUCGGAUGUUGGGGCUUCCUCAAGAGCACGAAUUGAUCCUUCAUCGCCUCGUCCUAGCAAGCGACAAAAGAGGGAAUAAUUUACCUUGAAGUCCUGUAUAGGAGUGCAGCCUUGGCGUGCGCGCAGAAACUUUGACAGCCACAUUGAAUUAGCGCAAAGAAUUUAGCGAAUUUUAGACCAACACAGUUUAAUUUUUACUCGUUUCAUUUUGAUAAAGCCGAAAUAAUCGUCUUUGUAUUUUAAAGAAAUAUAAUUUUGGGAGAUGGGAAAUUACUCUUGUCGUUGAUAUACAAUUCUUGAGAUCCAGUCCUUAACAGACCGUAACAAAUAUUUGCUGCUUCAUUUCUUUUUCUAAAUCGGGAGAUACAAUCCAAGAUUCA